Trypanosoma grayi is the source of this 207-nucleotide messenger RNA. RefSeq lists its product as hypothetical. The record is from RefSeq and is a predicted model, not a curated record. Lineage: Eukaryota; Euglenozoa; Kinetoplastea; Trypanosomatida; Trypanosomatidae. The coding region runs from base 1 to 207 and encodes 68 amino acids. The transcript has a single exon.
AUGUCGUUCUUCUGUUCACGCCGGUCGAAGGUGAGGGUGUCGAGCAACAGAGAGCUCUCUAUUACAGAGCAGCGCAAGAUGGAGCUUCAGCGGCGCCGCGCCAUGUCGUCGCAGAACAGCCGCGGCGGCAGCAAGGGCUGUCACGUGCCACCGCGGAGCAAAUCGCUCGAUGCAUUUCGUCCGCCGCCAAUUCUCGUCCCAGCUUAA